Molecule: messenger RNA, 2134 nt
Organism: Williopsis jadinii
Lineage: Eukaryota; Fungi; Ascomycota; Saccharomycetes; Phaffomycetales; Wickerhamomycetaceae
Gene: MLH1
Product: mismatch repair ATPase MLH1
Exons: 2
Coding region: 29-2125 (698 amino acids)
Biological process (GO): mismatch repair
Cellular component (GO): MutLalpha complex
Molecular function (GO): ATP hydrolysis activity; ATP binding; mismatched DNA binding
Source: RefSeq, a predicted model, not a curated record
CAAGAACAACAAGAGCAACACCACAACAAUGGCUAAACGAAUCAAAGCCCUUGAUGCCUCGGUGGUGAACAGGAUUGCCGCCGGAGAGAUCAUCAUUGCUCCUGCCAAUGCCCUAAAGGAGCUCCUGGAGAACUCACUGGACGCUGGCUCUUCGAAGAUUGACGUUGUUGUGAAGGACGGUGGGCUGAAGCUGCUGCAGAUAACAGACGACGGUACUGGGAUAGACAAGGAGGACCUGUCGUUGCUUUGCCAGAGGUUUGCCACGUCCAAGAUUACGCAGUUCGAGGACUUGGAGUCAAUCUCGACCUAUGGCUUCAGAGGGGAAGCCCUGGCGAGCAUUUCACACAUCUCACACCUGUCAGUGGUCACGAAGACUGCACAGAGCUCGUGUGCUUGGAGAGCAACGUACUCUGAUGGUGAACUGAAGGAGGUUAAGCCCACAGCAGGCAAAACAGGCACGCAGAUCAUCGUGGAAGACCUGUUCUACAAUGUCCCUGCAAGGCUUCGAAGCGUGAAGGGAGGCUCAGAGGAGCUGGCAAAGAUAGUGGACGUUAUUGGUCGCUACUCAAUCCACACUGAUCUCGGCUACAGUGUGAAGAAAUUUGGGGAUUCCCAUUUCUCGCUAUCCACCAGACCAGGACUGCCGAUAAAGGAGAGAAUAAGGUCUCUGUUUGGCACUUCUGUUGCACAGGAGCUUGUGCCAUUCGAAGUGGACCCAAUGGAAGAGCUGGGGCUCAAGGGAGCACAUGGACAGAUAACAAAUCCAAACUAUAACAGUAAGAAGUCCAUUCAGCCUGUUUUCUUCAUCAACAACAGGCUUGUGUCAAACGAUAGGCUGAGAAGGGCACUGAACUCUACAAUCCAACACUUCUUGCCCAAAGGUCAUAAACCUUUCAUCUAUCUGAGUCUAUUAGUGGAUCCAUCAUAUCUGGAUGUUAACGUUCACCCGACGAAGAGGGAAGUUAAAUUUCUCCACGAGGAUGAAAUCAUAGAUGCUAUCUGCAUCACCAUUAGAGAAGAGCUUAUAAAGAUUGAUUCCUCAAGGACGUUCCCGACCCAAUCGUUAUUACCACAGUCACAAAAGAGGAAAGUUAAAGAUGAAGAGGUCACAUCACAGCAGAAUACACAACAGUCUCAAAAGAAAACACGAUUGGAUUAUAAACUUGUGAGAACGGAUUCAAGCCAAGCAAAGAUCACAAACUUCAUGAGACCAGUUUCAAUAUCAAUAUCUUCAACAAAUGAAGAUGAUCGAAUGGACGAAGAAGGUGAUACCUCACACCCGGUUCUCGCUGAAGAUACUACAGUAACAACAAUGUCCUUGCCAACUGUGAAGGACUCACCACAGUAUAAGGCCAUACAGAGGGAGAAAAUCAUUGUAAACUUGCACUCUGUAUUAGAACUGAGACAAGAAGUGUUGGAUGCAGCUUCUGAUGCAAAGCUUGCAGAGAUGUUCACCAAGUUCACUUACAUUGGUAUAAUUGACACUGACAAGAGACUAUUAUCCAUACAGAGCGGCGUAAAGUUGUUGAUGAUUGACUAUGGUGCACUUUUCAGAGAAUUCUUCUAUCAAUUAGCACUCCAAGACUUUGAGAACUUUGGAUACAUAAGACUAGAAGGGUGUGAUACAUCAUUGAAGUCGUUACUUGGUAAGGCGUACGAUGGUUUGGAAGACCCACCAAUACCAAUGGAUGAAUGCAUUGAGUAUAUCACAUCAAUGUCCGAUAUGUUGGAAGAAUACUUCUCCAUCUCAGUAGCUGACGAUGGUGAAGGCCCGGUUUUGAAAACAUUACCGUUGUUAGUGAAGGGGUAUAUACCACCUUUGGAGAAGCUACCCAUCUUCCUCUACAGAAUUGGCUGCAAAAUCAAUUGGGAGGAUGAAAAGGAAUGUAUUGAGGGUAUACUACAGCAGUUGGCUCUUUUCAACGUUCCAAUGAUAAUACCGGAGUCAAAAGAUGACGAAACCAGCCAAUAUGCAGAACAGCAAAGUCACAAUUUAAACGAAACCAUGGAAAAUAUACUGAUGCCACUGGUCAAGAAACGUUUCUUAGCUCCAUCAGAAUUGAAGGACUACAUUGUGGAGAUAGCAAACCUACCAGGGUUAUACAGAGUCUUUGAAAGAUGCUGAUUCAAGUAU